GACCCCGGUCACAAAACUAUACAAAGAGGUCAUGUGCAGGAAAUGGACAGUAACCGGAACAACAAAGAUGUCUUGUCUGAAGCUGACCCAGGUCACAAAAUUAUGCAAAGAGGUCAUGUGCAGGAAAUGGACAGUAACCGGAACAACAAAGAUGUCUUGUCUGAAGCUGACCCCAGACACAAAACUAUACAAAGAGGUCAUGUGCAGGAAAUGGACAGUAACCGGACCAACAAAGAUGUCUUGUCUGAAGCUGACCCAGGUCACAAAACUAUGCAAAGAGGUCAUGUGCAGGAAUUGGACAGUAACCGGAACAACAAAGAUGUCUUGUCUGAAGCUGACCCCAAACACAAAACUAUACAAAGAGGUCAUGUGCAGGAAAUGAACAGUAACCUCAACAAAAGACACAAUGUGUCCUCUGAAACAGAGAGCAAACACAAAAAUAUGCAUAUUAUUCAUGAAAUGGACUUCAUCAAAAAAGAUCAUCUGUCAUCUGAAGCUGGCCGUGAGCAUGGAAGCAUGCAUGGCGCUAACAUAGCAGAGAGCAGCUCCUCAGGGUUGGGGUCCGGGCGAGACGAAAGACACUCUGCUAUCCUCAGUACACGUCCCGAGACACCAGAACCCAGCACACCCACCACGGUGACAGUGAAGAUCAAAGAAACAAAAGAGGCUCCUUAUGUUCAUCAGGCCAAGGAAGAGGAUGGACAGAACGCUCUCAGGUCCCUUUCCAGACAUCACGAGGACGUUUCCCUAAACAGCCUGGUGGAGGACUGUUGCAAAGCAGGCCAGAAGUGGGCAGAGGGCAACAACCAUUGCAAUGCUAUGGCUUUUAUCAGACAGGACAGGCAGUCUGUAUGUAGGACUGCCCAGGAGCAGUGCUGCCUGGCCGUGUUGACGGAAAGCAGCUGCCUGGCGGCAAUGAAUGCGGCCAAAGCCGGCGUUCCCUGCGAUGCGAACGGCGACGAAUGCGGAAAUGAUUCCUACAAGGAGUGCUGCAGCUGCUGUACCUUGGGGAUGCACUUCCGGGUUGCGGGGCAGGGUUGCGCGGCCCACGAGCAUCUCAGCUACUCCUGUGGCAACAUCUUCCUGAGCUGCUGUGAGGAAGACGAGAGCCCCAGCCAGCCAGCUCUACGGCGGAGGCAGCGGCCAGAGCCUACCGUCCUGCCGGACAGAGUCUCUGACAGCAGGUUCCCCAACGAGGCCUUCUCCAUCCAGGACAGGGAGGAGGCAGCCAACUCCGUGGAGGACCUGGAAGAUGUCGACGAGUGCCAGCUUGAUGGGGACAGGCUGUGCCACCAGAGGUGCAUCAACACCUGGGGCUCCUACGAGUGUGCCUGUUACCCGGGCUACACGCUGCACCAGGACGGACACUUCUGCGUGUCAGACAACCCAAUGGAGGAUAACAGAGUGGGACAGGAAGAGGGGAGAGCAAGGCAGCCUCCCGAAACAGACGUGCCCCCCACCCGGACCACAGCCCUCCUCAACGCCUGUGCAGAAAAUGGGCCUUGUGCACACCUGUGCUCCGUGGAGGGAGGGCAGGCUCACUGCUCCUGCUUUCCCGGCUUCUCGUUGAUGACCGACGGGCGCUCGUGUGAAGAUGUGGAUGAGUGCGGCACAGACAUGGCCAUUUGCCCGCGCGGAGAUGUUUGCGUCAACACGGCGGGAUCCUACCAGUGCCUGCCUGAAUCGUGCCAGGAGGGGUUCAUACUCAACGGGAAUAGAGAGUGCGUGGAUGUGAACGAGUGCGUCACUAACGCUCACAGCUGCCAGGCCAACGAGAAAUGCGUCAACACCAUGGGGUCCUUUAUGUGCCAAAGGCAGAUAAUAUGCCCAGCAGGGUACCAGGCAAGAGAUGGGGUUUGCGAAGAUGUUGAUGAGUGUGCCUUGGGGACGCACAACUGUGGAGUGGGCUUUGAGUGCCAGAAUAUGCAAGGCUCCUUCUCCUGCCAACCCAGGCAGAGGUGCUUCACUGGGUUCAGCCAGGACAAACAUGGCAACUGUGUCGAUGUUGAUGAGUGCAGCAGUCUGGAGGAGCCCUGCAGCUCCGGCUUCAACUGCAUCAACACCGUGGGCUCGUACACCUGCCAGCGCAAGGUCAUCCUGUGCAGCCAGGGCUACCACACCAGCGCCGACGGAGCCCGGUGCAUUGAUGUCGACGAGUGUCAGACUGGUGCCCACCGCUGCGGAGAGGGCCAGAUCUGUCAGAACCUGCCUGGGAACUACCGCUGCAACUGCCAGACGGGCUACCAGCCUGACCUGAUCCGCGGGACCUGCGUGGACAUCAACGAGUGUUGGCGGUACCCGGGCCGGCUGUGUGCCCAGACAUGCGAGAACACCCCUGGCUCCUAUCGGUGCACCUGCACAGCCGGCUUCUCGCUGUCUGUAGAUGGCAAGAACUGUGAAGAUGUGAACGAAUGCAACAGCAACCCCUGCAGUCAGGAAUGCGCCAACAUCUACGGUUCAUAUCAGUGUUACUGCAGGCAAGGCUUCUUCCUCAAGGAAGAUGGACACACCUGUGAAGACAUCGAUGAGUGCUCCCAGAGCGUGGGCCACCUCUGCGCCUUCAAAUGCGUCAACGUCCCUGGCAGCUAUCAGUGUGCCUGCCCGCCGAGCGGAUACUCCAUGUCCCCCAAUGGGCGUACUUGCCGAGACAUAGACGAGUGCACCAACGGAGCCCACAACUGCAGCUCCACGGAGACCUGCUACAACGUCCAGGGCGGCUUCCGCUGCCUGUCUUUCAGCUGCCCGGCCAACUACCGCAGGGUGUCAGACAUACGCUGCGAGCGCAUCAGCUGCCAGGAUUUCCAGGAGUGUCAGAACAUGCCACUGAGGAUCACCUACUACCAACUGAACUUCCAGACCAACAUCAUCAUCCCGGCUCUGAUCUUCCGCAUCGGGCCGUCGCCCGCCUACUCCGGGGACAGCAUCAUCAUCCGCAUCACCCGCGGCUACGAGGAGAACUACUUCAGCACCCGCAAGCUGAACGCCUACACUGGCGCCGUGUACCUGCAGCGCCAGGUGCGGCAGCCCCGCGAUUUCCUCAUCGAAGUCGAGAUGAAGCUCCUCCGCCAGGGCAGUUUCACCACCUUCCUGGCCAGGAUCUACGUCUUCAUCACGGCCCACUCGCUCUAACGGCCAGGCUGUCGGCGCGUACAGUAUGGUGCUCCACUUCUCUUCAAGCAUCGUUUAUAUGACAGCUGUUAAUGAAGAGGCCUCCGUUUAGUGUAUGCCCUUGCAUACUCCUGUCUGAAUGUCCGCUAAAUGAAAUAUUGCCAAAGACUUUACCGUUAAUUUUAUGUAGCGAUAGAUCUGUGGUUUGGUGUUUUGCUCGCACUGAUGACACGCAGAGAAAUCCAUGGAGGAGUGUUGCUUGCAGAAACACCUGUUGGUCUGCACCUCACACCAGAUGCUAUGUAGCCACGUAUUUUCCCUCUUGACUGGCUUGAUUCUCAUCCUGUAUUACUCAGCAGAUUUUGUUCUAUUUUUUUCUUUGCUCAGUGUUUUCUGUCCUCUACCUGAGAACACAAUAAGCAAUCAAAUGGAUGAUGGAUGUAUGAUAAUUUUUAAGCCUGUUUUAAAAAGAGAGCUCCUUUGGAAAGGUUAUUCUUGACAUUCGCAUGGUGAGACCAUGUGACACAGAUGCCAGCACUGAAAAUUGUCUUUUAUAAGUAGUUGAGGUUUUAGUGUUUUUUUUUCUGCCCACAGUUUCCGUCGGUGUGUUACUGUCUUAAAAUCGUCUCAGGGUAAACAAAAUAGAAACAACCCAGUCUGCAUUAGUUCUCUCCAUUAAACACCUCCUGUAUAACAA
Paramormyrops kingsleyae is the source of this 3805-nucleotide messenger RNA. It is a transcript of the gene fbln2, whose product is annotated as fibulin 2. NCBI's taxonomy places the organism in Eukaryota, Metazoa, Chordata, Actinopteri, Osteoglossiformes, Mormyridae. The record is from RefSeq and is a predicted model, not a curated record. Gene Ontology annotation, cellular component: extracellular region. Gene Ontology annotation, molecular function: calcium ion binding.